Molecule: messenger RNA, 861 nt
Organism: Pelagomonas calceolata
Lineage: Eukaryota; Pelagophyceae; Pelagomonadales; Pelagomonadaceae
Source: the annotation of a GenBank genome assembly
CGCGCAUUUGGAGCCAUUCCGCUUCACCUGGGCUGCAAAAUGGGUCGUUACGGUGAUCGUGAUCGCCGCGACGACCGGCGCGACCACCGCUCCAGCGGUGGUGGCGAGCGCCGGCACGAGGAUCGACGACGGUCAAGGUCUCGGAGCCGCGGCCGGCGGCGCGGCCGCAGCCGGUCAAGGUCAAGGAGCUAUGAUCGACGGAGACGAAGAGAUCACGGCGCGACGACGUGCCUGGCUCAUUAAUUUGUUUUCUCGCUCGCCCGCGAGUCUUUCGUUCCCAUAGGAGGCGGCGGACGCAACAACAACGACAGACGAGGGAGAGACCGCGGACGGCGGCGCGGACCACCGCCACCGCCGAAGCCCGCGACUGCAUCAAUGGCUCGUGCGCCCGCCGCGUCAUUUUUUAGUAGCUCUCGUCGGCUGACGCCGUCCGACGCAGGCGCACGCGCAAGGCUGCUGGGCGGGGAAAUUGCAAUGGAUGGCGGGCAGCUUCAGGUGUUCGAUAAUAGGUGCGUCGCGCAUAUUUCCGCCGCGCUUUACGGCAGUUCGCAGGAGGCCGCCGUCGCCGCCGCCGCAAUUCGUGGGACCCGACAUGUCGAACGAGCCGGUCGCGCCGGGGCUCGAGCCGCCACCGCCGCCGCCCGCCGCGCCGCCGCCGCCGUCCCGCGAGGAGCAGGUCGAGCGCGUUUGUCUGCGUUGUAGACCGCUCUUCUGCUUUGACGAAUCGCCGCGCAGGCUCGCCACGUCCGCGGCAAAGCUCACGCUGACGCGCGUCGACGCGCUGCUCGCCGAGCUCUACGGCGUCCCAGACUUUGCCGCGUUCGCGAAAAGCGAGGACGUGAGUAAACAACAAUAGGACCU